ACAGCCCUUCACAUCAUUCUUUUAGAAUGAAUCGUCAGCUCCAUUUGCUAGACAAUCCUACCUUUCACUUUGUGGGAAAGUUUUCAUUUUAGUUCAUUGUUCAGAUUUGCAGCGGUGAUAUUCAUGCCGGCUGGCGUGGCAGUGAUUCCUAGUAACAAACUGGUAGAAUUGGGCUUUCGAGGUGUUCUAAAUGGUUUGGUGCUUUGCUCUUAUAGUGCCGACAAUAGAAGGCGAUAAGAAGACAGGAAAGACUGUUGGAUAUGUGUACUAUGGAGCAACUCUUGCUUGGAUUUUCAGUCUCUCUGACAGCUGCAGGACAGGGGUUGCAGAGGCCAUCAAGGAACUGAAGUCAUUAGGCAUUAGAGCUGCUAUGCUUACAGGAGAUAGUGAAGCGGCUGCUAUGUAUGUACAAGAACAGCUAGAUCAUGCGCUUGAAGUAGUUCAUGCAGAACUCCUACCUGAAGGCAAGGCUACGAUUAUCAAAGAACUUAAGAAGGAAGGGCCAACAGCAAUGACUGGAGAUGGCCUGAAUGAUGCCCCUGCAUUAGCUAUCGCUGAUAUUGGCAUUUCAAUGGGAAUUUCAGGCUCGGCACUUGCAAUAGAUACAGGACAUUUGAUUCUUAUGCCCAAUGAUUUUAGAAAAGUCCCGAAAACAGCCAUCCGGCUUGCUCGCAAAGCUCAUAGGAAAGUUACUGAGAAUGUGAUUAUGUCCAUGUCCACAAAGUCUGCUAUCCUUGCCUUGGCUUUUGCUGGUCACCCACUUGUUCGGGCAGCUGUUCUUGCCGAUGUGAGUACAUGUUUGUUGGUGAUUUUCAACAGCAUGCUGCUUUUACGAGGGACACAACAUCUUGCUGGAAAAUGCAAUAAAACAUCAGGUGCAUUGCGUUCACAUAAACAUGGUAAUAAGAAUUCAUCGCAUAAUAAUCACAGUGACUGUUGCUCUAUCAAAAAAGUCGAGAAGGUGCAAUGUGGGAGUCAAAAAUGUUGUUCUAGCCAGAGAGUUGAGAAAGUUGUGCCUCUGGUGGUUGCUCUAACGUGAAAGUUGAGAAGGUGCAGGGUGGAGCUCAAAAUUCAAGCUGUUCCUCAGGGUGUUGCUCUAUCCCUUAAAGUUGAGAAGGUGCCAAGUGGAGCUCAAAAUUAAAUCUGCACCUCAGGGUUUUGCUCUAUCCCUAAAGUUGAGAAGGUGCCAAUUGGAGCUCAAAAUUAAAUCUGCACCUCAGGGUGUUGCUCUAUGAAGA
Molecule: messenger RNA, 1238 nt
Organism: Populus trichocarpa (black cottonwood)
Lineage: Eukaryota; Viridiplantae; Streptophyta; Magnoliopsida; Malpighiales; Salicaceae
Product: cadmium/zinc-transporting ATPase HMA2
Exons: 2
Coding region: 191-1039 (282 amino acids)
Cellular component (GO): membrane
Molecular function (GO): ATP hydrolysis activity; cadmium ion transmembrane transporter activity; ATP binding
Source: RefSeq, a predicted model, not a curated record